Messenger RNA from Acanthopagrus latus (yellowfin seabream), 1555 nucleotides. RefSeq names its product thioredoxin 2 (gene txn2). Gene Ontology annotation, biological process: cell redox homeostasis. NCBI's taxonomy places the organism in Eukaryota, Metazoa, Chordata, Actinopteri, Spariformes, Sparidae. Gene Ontology annotation, cellular component: mitochondrion. The record is from RefSeq and is a predicted model, not a curated record.
GUUUGUGCUUUGUGUGACACGUCGGGACUGUGAUGCGGAACUGUCCGGUUUGAGUGUUCGUGUGUUUCACAACGAGAAAAAAGGCGACGGCGGGGAAGGUUAGGAGGAGGAGGAGGACGAAGAGAGGGCAAAGUCAUACGUAACGGAGGUUAAUGGAGGAAACGAGCCGCCGGUAGAAACGCAGCGAACAUAUGGGGCAGUGGUGUUACCUCCGACCGAGUUGGUGCGGAGUGGAUAAGGGGUUAACAAGGACAUGAAGACAAACAUGGCUCACAGGCUGCUGGUGCGCAGAAUUUGGACGCUCUCGGCGAAAGAUAUCCGCUGCCUCCGAACAUCCACCGCCGCCACAGCCUCCUCUUCAUUUUCCAACUCCCUGCAGUCCACCACACCUCGGGUAUCCUUCCUUUCUCCCUCACGCACUCUGCCUCGCUCCCUUCCCCACACCUCCCGUCGUGAAGUUUCCUUCAACGUUCAGGACCACGAGGACUUCACGGAGCGGGUCAUCAACAGCGAGCUGCCUGUACUAAUUGAUUUUCAUGCACAUUGGUGUGGUCCCUGUAAGAUCCUCGGGCCAAGGUUGGAGAAGGCGGUUGCAAAACAGAAAGGCCGUGUUGCGAUGGCAAAAGUUGACAUUGACGAUCACACAGACCUGGCAAUUGAAUAUGGGGUGUCUGCUGUUCCGACAGUGAUCGCCAUGCGAGGAGGUGACGUCGUCGACCAUUUUGUGGGAUCAAAGAUGAUGAUGAGCUGGACUCAUUUGUCAGCAAAGUCAUUGGACAAUAAAUCAGCUGUCCCCACCCUGCCGUUAACCACCAUUAUGGUGCUGUUUUCUAUGAUUCUGGCACGGUAGGCAGCCCUUAGCCGCCAAAGCCUGUUUAGCAACAGCUAACCGAUAAACAACAAUGCCACAGUUCCAGCUGGCAAACUCCCAAAUGCUCACACCCAUCCCAAGACACACCGCUUCAGCUUUGCAUCAUUGCAUUUGUCUCUCUGUCUCCUGCUGUUUCUUUUGUCUAGUGAUGGGUGUGUGCCUCCAUUUACCAUUUUAGUUCAUGCUGAGCUCCAUUUUACAGAACUUCAGUUUCUCAUUUAUAACAUGACGGCUCCAUUGGGGGGGCCAUGGUGUAACAGUUUGCUGUAAACGUUUGUAGAAAGGAAAAUACACCGCUGUACUGCACUUAUACUGUAUAACAUGAGGGAUGAACAUGUUUAGCUUUAGUGCUGAAGAGGAUUUAACUUUAAACCUGACGAUAUUGAAUGAGGUUUGUGACAGUGUUACCUGUAGUUCCUGCUUCUGUCCACAUGAUGGUGGCAUUUCUUUAACAGCACAAAGCCACUCAUGGUCAUUUUACACCAUUAUGCCUAAUAAUGUGAGAAAGGAAGGUGUGUGUGUUCGUGCAUGUGUUUCUGUCUGUUCAUUGUGUGACUGGUUUCUGACUGUGAAACUGAAGUCAAGUGGGAAUUGCAAAAUUCAGUUUGAUUUAGUUUAUUACUCAAAUGAACUCUAUGUACCCGAAAAUAUGACCAAGUGAAGUAAUAAAGGAGUCAAAAGAUG